AUGUCCCAAGCCAAUAAAGAAUCAACUGGCGGUACCCUUGGCCAACAUUCAAAUGAUUCGGUUGGUCAAGAAAUGGGUAGUACUAAACCAACUGGAUCCGUUCGAACAAGCGAUGGAUCAAGUACAGAAGGUAAUCGAGAAUCGACCGGUGGUACAAUGGGACAUGUAGCUACUAGUGGUUCAUCAACAGUGAGUGCUCCUCAUCAAGAACAGCAAGGCGGUAGUGCUGGAUCAAGCGGAAGUCAAAGUGUAUCAAAUAAUCAAACAGGAAAAACAGCCUCUUCAUAA
Didymodactylos carnosus is the source of this 288-nucleotide messenger RNA. NCBI's taxonomy places the organism in Eukaryota, Metazoa, Rotifera, Eurotatoria, Philodinida, Philodinidae. The record is from the annotation of a GenBank genome assembly.